AUGUAUGGGCACGCGGCACUGCGCAGGCAGGCAAUCUGCUGUGAUGAAGAGGCUUCUCUUGGCCCCAACCGCAUCCUUCCGGGUUCCCCUUCAAGCCCCACUGCGCUGUCCGCUAGCCGCCGCCCACCCGGCGUAUUGCGUUCCCAGAGGCCCCACAGCCUGCUGCCCAUCAGCCCGGGUGCAUCCAUCCACUCCUCAGUGGAUAGUGAAUGAAAAGAGAGAUGGAUUCAAUCGCUUCUGGAAGACAGGAGCGUGUGGAGACAGAUAGUGGAGGGAGGAGAUGCACUUGUGGUUGGAUGUGUUUGCAGUUAUUUUUACUUUUGCAAGUGGGGUACAGGUGUAAGUUAUGUUUGGCAUAACUUUGGAAGUUGGGCGCGAAGUGGGUUGGACUUGCAAAGCAUCUCCAUAGACUCUCUGCACAUUUGUGUUUAUCCUCUUAGAGAAACUGAGGACGUGUUUUGUCUGGAUCCACAGCAGAGGCACUGAACGAACGGCUGCGAUUUAUUCAGCACGUCAAACCCCAGCUGUGAAAACAGACGCCCAAUCAUUGCUGAACAUCCCUGAACGUUUCAGGAAGUUUUUGUGAUAGGAGAUUUUUGGUCUCUUAUAGAUUCUUAUCUGAGUUUUGUGUUUUUAACUUAACGCGCUUGGGACUCAUCUAGCCUUGCCCCUCUAUGAUUCCUUUGACAUCAUUUCCUGUGAAGAGGUUCAACUUUUUUCCCAUUUUUUUAUUUUAAUCGGAUUUCUCCACACUGAGUGUACAAAACAUUAAGAACAACGCUGCCGGGUUUUUCACGCUCAACAGUUUCCCAUGUGUAUCAAGAAUGGUCCACCACCCAAAGGACAUCCAGCCAACUUGACACAGCUGUGGGAAGCACUGGCGUCAACAUGGGCCAGCAUCCCUGUGGAAUGCUUUCAUCACUGUGUAGAGUCCAAGCCCCGACGAAUUGAGGCUGUUCUGAGGGCAAAAGGGGGGGUGCAACUCAAUAUUAGGAAACUAUUCUUAAUGUUUUGUACACUCAGUGUAUAAACUGUUCUUUAUUUAAUCGAGCCCAGGAGUUAUAGUUUAUUUAGUAGGUGUCUGUGAGGGAGUUCUUGAAUUAUUCAAAUUAGUUUUUAUUAGUUUCAGAUAUAAGAUGGUUCUAAUUAGCCUGAUGAGAAUAUAAUGAACACUUGUUUUUUUGUGCUCUAUACGCCUCUUCGCGUAUUGGAACUGCUAAACAAACAGUGUUACGAACAUCUCCUCUUGCAACGCUUUGGUUUUGUCAGAAUUAUGCUGUUUGUUGACACCAUAUUCACAUAUAACAAGAGUUAAUGGUGCAUCAAAAACUCCUGAUCUCUUUGUAGACAUGUCUUUGUUACUUUAAUUAUUCGUCCUGAACACUCUUCUUCUCUCUCUCUCUCUCUCUCUCUCCUCUCUCUCUCUCUCUCUCUCUCUCUCUCUCGUCUCUCUCCUCUCUCUCUCUCUCCUCUCUCUCUCCUCCGUCUCUCUCUCUCUCUCUCUCUCUCUCUCUCUCUGUAUAGGUGCCCUAUGUGAAAGUGGCCCCUGAGGACAUUCUGAAGGUUCAGUUCCCCCGCUUCACCACCCUGGACCUGCGCCCCACCAACACAGACAUCAGCCUGGCCGUGGCUGGCCUGCUCACCUUUUUCAACAGCACCACAGCCUGCCUCAUCUGUGCCCAGGCCGACUGUGAGUGGGUCACGCACCACUAGCUCUUUGUUGCCGUUUGUACCAUAUACACACAUUCAUUUGCAUGUGAACAUACGUGGGCUCGUACACAAGGAUGCACAUUUCUGCAUGUGCAUAUGCACUAGGGCUGUCCCCGACUAAAGAAAAUCUUGAUAGACCGAAAGUCGUCUGUUCUUUCAACCAAUCGAUUGGUCAACAUUUUUAAAGGUGUAUUUUUCCAAAUAUAGACACACCCUAUGUAUUUUAAUCAAAUCAACUGCAUUGAGCUUGUCUGAUUCUUUAAGCUUACUAUUUGAUGAAAUAAGGCACAAAUUACUCAAGAGGGAGCCAGAGAUCUAGAUAAUCAGAAGAAAAAAUCCUUAACCUGACCCAACCAUUCUCCUACCGCUCCUGCUGGCUUUCGCAGAAACUGCCAUUACUCUCCUGAAGUUGCCGGUAAUAGGCUAGACGAGUAGUCGGCAACCUUUUUCAUGUGGAAUGCCAAUUUAUCUUACCAUUUCUACCGAUCAGUUAUGGUUUUCAUAUGCACAUUUUCGUGGAACAGUUUCAUUUAAUAACGUCUUCAUAUCUUAAAUUAAUUUAAUGUGGUUAAUCAAAAUUCUAUCGAAGUCUAAAUGAAAACGAUACAAACCUAAAAAGUAACUUCUAUUGCCAUUGCCAACUAUGUAAAAAUAGCCUACAUAAAGCCAUCAAAUAAAAACAUUGCAGCCUGCAGGUAGAAAAUAUCCUGAAAAUAAAUAUCCUAAAAAUCAUAUUGGCUACGCAUGGCCUGUCUGCAAUGAACUUAAAACAUUGUAUAAUCUAUUAACUUGGGUCUGGCCUGAAGCUUGUGCUAGCAAACUUGUAUAAAUAUUCUGGUUUCCACAGCUGUAGGCUAUUUGCGCAAUGGAUAAGAAACAGUGGUUGACUUGUACGGCACCUCAAAUGUUCUACUGCUUGAGGUCCUGUUCCUCUUAUAGAAUAUUAGCUCAAAAGUAUUGUGGAGCUCCUGUACCUAAAUAUAAACAGUACCAGCACCCAAAAUGAGUACCGGAACCUAUUUCAGUCCAAGUCAAGCACUGAUAAGAAGUAAUCAGGUAGGCCUAUUUUAUGACAUUUCCACUGGAUCAGAGCAUGACAUUUUUCUCUUUCAAGCUGAGUGGUUAUCGAAAGGGAGAGCGCUGGAAAGAUUUCUCAAAUACAUUGAGGAACUAUUGUAAUUCUCAAUGGAUGUAAACACAGGCUGUUUGAGGGGAAGAAAACAUUACAUUGAGAAGCUCCACAGCUCAUUAGUGGUGGUGCAUUAAGCCAAUCAGAAAUAGUAUCAGAUCCCCAAAUGGGCACAUUUAUAGGCCUACAUUUACGGACAGGCCAGGUAGCCAAUAGGCCUGCUACCUGGCCUGUGCAUUAUUCAGACCCCUUGAAUAUUUCCACAUUUUGUUACAUUACAGCCUUAAUCUAAAAACUGAAAUAUGACAUUUACAUAAGUAUUCAGACCCUUUACUUAGUACUUUGUUGAAGCACCUUUGGCAGCGAUUACAGCCUUGAGUCUUCUUGGGUAUGAUGCUACAAGCUUGGCACACAUGUAUUUGGGGAGUUUCUCCCAUUCUUCUCUGCAGAUCCUCUCAAGCUCUGUCAGUUUGGAUGGGGAGCGUCGCUGCACAGCUAUUUUCAGGUCUCUCCAGAGAUGUUCGAUCGGGUUCAAGUCCGGGCUCUGGAUGGGCCACUCAAGGACAUUCAGAGACUUGUCCUGAAGCCACUCCUGCGUUGUCUUGGCUGUGUGCUUAGGGUUGUUAUCCUGUUGGAAGGUGAACCUUCGCCUCGGUCUGAGGUCCUGAGCGCUCUGGAGCAGGUUUUCAUCAAGGAUCACUCUGUACUUUGCUCCGUUCAUUUUUCCCUUAAUCCUGACUAGUCUCCCAGUCCCUGCUGCUGAAAAACAACCCCACAGCAUGAUGCUGCCACCACCAUGCUUCACCGUAGGGAUGGUGCCAGGUUUCCUCCAGAUGUGACGAUUGGCAUUCAGGCCAAAGAGUUCAAUCUUGGUUUCAUCAGACCAGAGAAUCUUGUUUCUCAUGGUCUGAGAGUCUUUAGGUGCCUUUUUGUUAACUCCAAGCGGGUUGUCAUAUGCCUUUUACUGAAGAGUGGCUUCCAUUUGGCCACUCUACCAUAAAGGCCUGAUUGGUGGAGUGAUGCAGAGAUGGUUGUUCUUCUGGAAGGUUCUCCUGUCUCCACAGUGGAACUCUGGAUCUUUGUCAGAGUGACCUUUGGGUUCUUGGUCACCUCCCUGACAAAGGCCCUUCUCCCCCGAUUGCUCAGUUUGGCCGGGCGGCCAGCUCUAGGAAGAGUCUUGGUGGUUCCAAUCUUCUCCUAUUUAAGAAUGAUGGAGGCCACUGUGUUCUUGGGGACCUUCAAUGCUGCAGAAAUGUUUUGGUACCCUUCCCCAGAUCUGUGCCUCGACACAAUCCUGUCUAAGCUCUACGGACAAUUCCUUCGACCUCAUGGCUUGGUUUUUGCUCUGACAUGCACUGUCAACUGUGGGACCUUAUAUAGACAGGUGUGUGCCUUACCAAAUCAUGUCCAAUCAAUUGAAUUUACCACAGGUGGACUCCAAUCAAGUUGUAGAAACAUCUCAAGGAUGAUCAAUGGAAACAGGAUGCACCUGAGCUCAAUUUCGAGUCUCAUAGCAAAGGGUCUGAAUACUUAUGUAAAUAUGUUUUUUUUGUGUGCACAAAUCUCUAAAAACCUGUUUUGGCUUUGUCAUUAUGGGGUAUUGUGUGUAGAUUGAUGAGGGGAAAAAAUAAUUUAAUAUUUUUUAGAAUAAGGCUGUAACAAAAUGUGGAAAAAGUCAAUGGGUCUGAAUACUUUCCGAAUGCACUGUAUGUCUAUGUGUAAUCAGGUCCCCAACAUUGACAGGAGCACUCAAAACAAAAGACAAUGACUAGAUUGAAUUGACAAAACUCGUAAAUGGAAUGAAAUAAACCAAAACUUGUUUCUCACAAGUGUAGCAUAGGUUGUGCGCUCUGCAAAUAAUGUGUCCACUGCGAUAAUGAGAAUGGUAAGACUGGAAUAAUAAUAAAUUGAAUGCAUUAACAGAAAUAAAUGUUUAAAUUAAAUAAAAAUGUAUGCACUCACUAACUGUAAGUCGCUCUGGAUAAGAGCGUCUGCUAAAUGACUAAAAUGUAAAUGUAAUUAUCAUAACCAAACAAAGAUUAGAAAUUAUAGGAAUUAACGGUAAAUGUGCUACUGGUGAUAUAUGUAAUGGGGAAGUGAUAUACACUAACAAUCAAACGCAAACAAUUGAGACAAUGAAAUAAUGAAAAAUGUGCACAGAUUGGCGGGAGAGAGCGCAUUCUGGGGAGAGAAGUGCGUUGCGCUGCAUGGUCAUUCUGACGUCUGCAUUGGCCAUUGUGCAUUGUGUUUAUACAGGAUGUAUUGCCCCUACCUACCGUCAACCAAUCAUGUCAAUGCGGAGCUAAUACAGAGCCCUCCACAUUGUUACAACAUUUGGGAGGCGCAUGGCGUUGCUCGAUUUGGCCUCUGCAUACCUCCUGAGGCUCCGUAAUUGCGUCACACCAUCCAUAUGGAGCUUCCGACCACAUUUUUGGAUCAAGCAUAAAUUGGCUUUUAGUCUAGGCCUCUGCAAUGGAUUAGUUCACUGAGAUAGGCGCAAAUAUAUAGACUAAAAAAAUCUCGGUCAACCAAUAGCCUAUCGACCAAACUAUUGACCAGUCGACUAAUUGGGGUCAGCCCUAAUAUACACACACACACACACACACACACACACACACACACACACACACACACACACACACUGUGUGGUCUUGGGAUACAGUGCAUUCAAACAGCUAUCCCACUGACACACACACCCUUUUGAAGAUGCAGAAUCACCCUGCAGUGGAUACACCCACACACAAACCUAUGUAUAACCCAAAUGCAUUUACUCUUGCAUAAUUCUUCCCCCCCACAAUGCAUCAUAAUCUAGUAAAAUGCAGGCAAAUUACUUUGCUUUUCACAUAGGCCAUUAAUGCAUCUUCCUCUUUUAUUCCAGUGUGAUGUCGCAUACACCUAUCAUCAAACACCUCCCUCCCUGAGAUGAUAAUGUCAUCUCUGAACUUAAAAAGAGAAAUUCAUGAAAAUACCCAGUAUGGAUCCAUGAUCAAACCGCCAGACUCAAAGACGUCAAAGACAAAGCAAAAAAAAAGUAUGAAAGAAUGGAAGAUUAAAUCCCAGUCUGUUUCCACCCUUCUCCGUACAUGAAUCAGUGAUUACAAGUACCCGUACAAAGUCACAUUGACCCCAUCUGCUACAGGCCAACUUUCCCCUUAAUCAGCUUAGGGCUUUGAAAUGUGGCGGACUGGAUUUCAGCUCUCGAUUAGAACAGAGGAGCUCUCAGCUGGUACGAGCCCCCCAGCCCCACCAUCAACCACACCCCUCACUUAUGUUCCAACCAACUUCAGAAAAGAAUGGUUGAACGUUUGUGCCCAUCCAAGCCAGUUAGACUCAAGUGUUACCCGAGAAACGGAGAUAACAAGGAAUAAAAGAGGAAAGAUAAAAAAUUUUGACGCCCACCAAAGGCUAAAGACGUUAGUGACUCAGAACUGCCUGGACUUUGAUUCUUGACAGCGUCAAAACUAGCUAAUUAGUUGUUAUUUUCCACUGGGUGUUUAAGCGUGUUGCUUUCAAUCUGUCGUUUAACGGAGAGCUCAUCAAACGAUGUUGGUAAUUAGCCCACAGACACAUGACAGUUCUGCGCCUCGCAAGAGUUGUGAACUUCUGUGAAAUAUUGACAUAUCCAUGAAGGGCGGCGAUCUCACCAUCUACAAGCUGUGUGAGAUAGAAACCUCAAACUUUAUAAUGGCGGUUUCCUUUUUAUAUGUCUCUGUCUGAGCUCCUGUCUGUGUCGGUGUGGGCUAAGGGGGAAUCGGUAAGGCUGCUGAGGGGAGCAUGGCCCAUCCCGUCCCUUCCUCGUCAGUGAGGAGAAUGCCAGUCACUUUAGCUGAUUGAGGGGAAUCUAACCUUACUACUGGAAUCGUACGUGGGGGCGGAGGGAGCGUUUGUCUGGAAUUGACACGGGGGGUUGUAGUGAUUGCUCUGCCAUGUGACCCCUUCUGCAGCGCCACUGUAAAAUACCAGUGACGGCUUGGGCUCGGCAAUGUGCUGGAGCAGUAGCAGUAGCCGCGGUAGCGUUAGCUGGCUGGCAGAGGCCCCACGACGCUCGGCGCUGGCCUCAUUAAUCAGCGCGGCCGGUGACAGCCUAAUAGAGCGUGGCCAAGCGUGGCCGAGUCAUGAAUAUUUCCCAGCCUGACCCUGGCUUCCUGGCUGAGAGAGAGAGAUGAAGAGAGAGAGAGAGAGAGAGAGAGAGAGAGAGAGAUAGAGGAGAGAGAGAGAGAAUGAGAGAGUAGAGAGAGAGAUAGAGAUAGAGAGAUAAGAUAGAAGAGCAGAUGAUAUAGCGAGAUCGUGCGAUCGAUAUAUAGACGAUCUCAUUAGCGAUAUCUAGCUCUCGUAUGAUAUCUUAUACGCUAGCUAUAUAUCCUCUUCAUCUCUAACUGACCAUUACGAGCCCUCUACCACCACCCAAAGGCACAGCUAGCGCAAAGAAGGACACCCAUUAAUCUGGCUAACCUGCCUACUGCUAUCGAUGGCUGUGUGGUUGUGUGUCACCGCAAUCAUGGAGUAGUACAGUAGGACAUAGAGAACCUAGCCACAGGGGUGGAGGAGGACUGUGUGGGAGAGUGGAGCGCUUUGUUCACAGGGAGGUUAGUGCAUGGGAGGUCAGCUGGCGGGCAGCAGGGGUGGUGGAAGGGGACAAAUCACCCACACUGUACUUCUUGGGGACUUGCUCAGACAAAACCUAGCGGGGACUGGGGGGCAUCCUGGUCAACACAAAAUCUUAUGUUAUGAAUCUGCUAUCAUCUAACGUAGCAUUUUAUAAUCUGAAUUGAAUGAGCUGGAAGUAAAGCAAAUAGUACCCUUUGAAUGUAAAACACCUGAAAUGACUUCGCUGAUGACAUGCACCUCAGCAACCAACUCCUUAUGUUUUUUAUUGAGAGAAAUUAGUCUCAUCCAAAUGUUUUAAAGGCACACACACACACAUGCCCAAGUUCUGGGCUUUCUUCACCUGUCAAGGUAGACGUUUGUGUCUCCUUGGAGCGGAACAAUUAUAGGAUAUGUUUGCUCAACGAACCGACUCUCUGCUCUGAAAAUGAGUAAUCUGUAAUUAAAGUUGAUCAAGAAUGUCUCUCUGUCGCCGGAGAGAGCUGGAUCAAUAAACUCUUUGGGAAGACGGACCGGUUAACUGGGGUGAUGAAGUGAUUUAGCCGGUACCGGCAAUGACUUGUUGUUGUUUGUUGUCUGGAGAUCAAGCUGAGCAAUCCUCCCGACGUGAUGACAUUUAGAGAAAGUUUCAAUACGGAUUAUAAUAUAUUUACAGAUCCAGUAACAGCAGACAUCAGCCCACCGUAAAUGUCCCCAUCAGAAUAAAUUUUUGCUGUGCUGUCAGUUCCGUUGCACUUCCUCCCUACUGAAAGAGAGCAGUGAGUGAGGAAACUGUGGAGAUAAGAUGGUUCCACCAAAGGCUCUAAACAGAGGGAUGAGAGCUUCCUCCAUUGGCUCUCCCUGGUUUUUCUUCUACGUUUCCCCUUCCUUUCCCCUGACCGAAGACACUAAUUUGAUGUGAUACACAGCGUAAUGGGAUUUUGAUGUGUGGUGCUGGGGGGGGGGGGGGGGCUUUUUUCUCCUCUUGAUAUUUUUUCUCGCUUUGGUGUUUAAUGAGAACAAAGCCGAGGAGAGCCCUGGUCGGCUGUCUGCUCGUCUACCAGGAUGAAAGAUGGAAGAAAGUUCCUUUUCAACAGGGAACGAUGAGAAAGGAUCACUCAGACCCACAACAUCCCAAACUCCCCGUCCGUGCCCAUUAACGAGCUCUACUGACAUGCUGAACUGUUUAUAUAAGAGAGAGUGAUAGACUAUCAACUUUUUGAUCUGUGUGGUUAUAUUCAUGUACUGACACGUUACGAAUGCCUAGACAUUAGCACCUGUCCUAUCCCAAGCACUCCAGUUAACGAAUGCUGCAGGUCUGGAGGGAAAACUACAUUGAAGCAAUUUAACUCUCUUCCAUUCGCCCAUCAAUCGAUUAAAUCACCCGAUUUAUCAUGGUUAUUCAGGUUCGGCCUGUUUAAAAAGUAUAUCUAUCUUGUACUGUGAAAUGCCAUGAAAUUCUGCAGACUGCACCCAUUUGGUUGUACAGUACAGGGUUCCCGGACAGCAGGAGUCCAGCAGCCCAGUCCAACAGACUAGGGUGCAGCCAGUUGGGUGCUGUGUUGACACUGGCAUGAACCUGGGAUUGGUCCUGUCUGAGCAGUGUAUUUGCAUAGAGGCACUGAGUGCAGGAAGGUAAAUGAGAGUGGGGGCUUUGUGAGAGCCCAGUGAAAUGUGACGGCCUGUGAAAGGGGGAAAUGACUGGCUGCCCAGACUGAGUGGCAGGCCCUACCUUUAUCUGUCUGCCUGAGAGGCAGCAUCAGGCAGUGCUACAGUAUGUGUGGCCCAUGCCAAUGAGGCACACCACAUGGCAGCAUCAGACACCAACUGCUGCAGGGAGCAGCAGCACAGCCUAAACCAAGAAAACAGACUUCACACGUCUCUAACUUUCAACGGUCUCCCUUUUUCACGGCUAACCGAGAAACAGUGCCUCCCUGUUUUAGCAUAAUGAUGUUCUUUUUGAUUAGCAUGGGUUCAACGUGAAGCGACAUGGCUGCCAGAAUAGAUGUGACAAAGGUCAGGGCCACAAAAGAGAUUGUGAAAUGGAAAAGUACAUACACCAUUUUAUUUCUGUUGCUUUGAAUCAUGCAUAGCCUAGACACUAAACAGGUCUCUCCUGAGAUUUCUUUCCCACUGGUUGAACGGAAGGGUAUGACAGGAGGGGAAACUCCUGCUGUGAACACUGAGCAGCGUAGUGUGCUGUCUAAUGUAAUGUACUACAUGUGAAAUUGGCAUGGGAUGCCAUGCAAGCAGGCAAUGGAGAUUGAGCAGUUUUUUAAGCCUCAUCACAGAUAUGCUGAGUAACUCAACAGGUAACAGAGCUGACAGUCUCGGAGCUGACAGGCGUCAUUGCUGAUGAUUUGUGUUUCUAGGAGAGACAAACCGUUAAAGGCAUUAGGAUUCAAUGAGUUGGAACACGUAGUGCCUUAGGAACAGCUGCUGCUGCUACUGCAUGUAACCAAAGGAAGAAAACACUGAUUAUAUGUACAUUUCUACUAUGAUCCAUGCUGGUCUCAGUUGUAUUCUAAUAUACUGUAUGUCUUGACUCCUAUGAAUGUAUAGUUUCAGUGAAGUGCCACUGGAAACAUAUAACAUAACUAAAGCGGGAAAAACCCACAGCAAAGGGAUUAUAUCAAAAUGAUUUUUUCUACUAGGAUUAAGGCUUGGUAUCCGUUGUAUUGUAAUUGUAUUACAAGUUUCAGUAAAGUGCCACUGGAAACAUAUUCAUUACCUCACUUAUAAUUAACCCAUAUCCAAUCUCUUUAAAGCGUUUCUGGGAACUAAAUGCUGGAGGUGGUCUUAUAUCACCUAGCAAUUAAUGACUUUAUAAUUAGCCGUUAUUACAGGUCAUCAGUUAAAUUAUUUUAGGUGGGAAGGAUUUUAAUGACCGUGUUAUUGACAAACAAGGCAUAAAAAGGGACUUUUUGUUUAUCGAGCGAAAACAAAACAUUGUCACGUCUCGUCAGAGACAGGCUAAAAAUAGCGAUUCACUGUUCUUUUUAUGAAUAUGGUGUUUCUCACACAAAAUAAUGUCUUUGUAUUUUUUUACUAAUUCAAAUUACCUUUUUUUGUACUUUUUGACUGUCAGUGCUAGUUCUCAGAAAUGUGACUUUAAUACCCAGAAAUUCAUUACAGAUUACCCUUAGGAGAUUAACUGUAUACCUGCUCAUAAUAAUAUCACUGUCUUCGUCCCUGUCCCCACAGGCUUAUUAAAUCUGGAGAGACUGCUACGCCAGUUUCUCAUCUCCAAGGAGACCCUAUCGGUUCGGAUGCUGGAUGACAGCCAGGAUCCCACACCCCUUCUCAAGGAGAUCCGCGAUGAUAAGACUGCCACCAUCAUUGUGGACGCUAACGCAACAAUGUCCCACAUCAUUUUGGAAAGGGUGAGUCUGUCUGUCAUAACGAUUUACAGUGAGCUCUUUCCCGAUGUUCUUAGACAUCUCAGCAGUAGCUGAUGAUGAUAAAACAAAUGUAAGAUCUAAAUGUCGAUGCCAUGAUAAAGUUCAGGAUCAAGGUUGAUAUUGAAAAUAAUUGAACAAGCUACAGGCUGAAUCACUUACUGGUGAAUGAGCGUUGGACUGAAUGAAGGUUAACAUGAAACAUCCUUCACCGAUCUGGUCUCCUGUACAUAGGCAUACUACCAUUAAUAAACCAUGGAAUAUAUGUAACUCCAUAUUUGGAGACUAGAGUGGUAUGCAAAUGCACUAGAGGAGGUUGUUGAGUGCCCUUGGGCUUAGCACUUAAACCACUAGCGUACCGAAGAGUAGCAGGAGAGAUGGGAAAUAUUGAGAAAAUAAAACCAAUGCUAGAGAUGGGAAAUAUAGAGAAAUUAAAAACAAUGUAAUUCGCUUUUUUUAGAAAAAGGUCUAGUCAGACAAAUCAUUUUACUUCAAGUGACAGGCGUGAGAUGUAAAUCAUGUUCUGUUCUGUGAUCAUUCAUUAAUAAUUGAGAAGUACAUUCAUCUGAUUCGUUUUUGUAAGAUCAGAACGACUAUGAAAAGAAGCAACCCUGCAUCCUUAAAUGGUUGAUCUUUAUAAUAUAUACAAUCCAAAACAUCACAAACACCCAAUAAUAUUGUUUGAGUAUAAAGAAAGCAGAAGAGCCAAGGUUUAUUACUAUUUUUCUUUUCUUUUCCCUUUCUGUUGGUAGCAACGACUUUCUUUGUUGAUAAAAUAACCUAUUUUUCAAUCAUGGAAUGAUGAACUCUUUUUGAACUAUUUAUGCUUUCUAUUGAAGGCACUCAUCAAGUUAUAUAUUGUGUGUUUAUAAAUCAAAUAAUAAUUUGGUGGGUGCUUAUAUUUGUCCUAUUUCACACAUGUAUUAAUAAUGUGUUUUUUUGCAUAACCCAACUCUCCCUGAGAGAGUGGGUACACGGCCAGGGUCUGCCAUUAUCAACAGCGACCCUGAAGCAAGUAGGGUUAAAUGCCUUGCUCAAGGGCACAUCGAUAGAUUUUUCAUCAUGUCAGCUCAGGGAUUAGAACUAGCAACCUUUCAGUUACUGGCCCAGUGCUCUAACCGCUAGCCUACCUGUUGCCCCGUGAAAUUGCCAGCUGAGAUUGGCAGCUCCAUGGAGAUGCCAGGGAUUGAUCCUGGGGCCUCAUACAUGCAAAGCAUGCACUCUACCACUAAGCUACAUCCUCUCAGUUGUGAAGAGCUAGUCUGACAAACAUAAUAAGAUCUAAUUGGACAUUCAUAUCAGAUGAGACUAUUCUUUGCAGUAAACUGUCAAUAUGACCUUUCAAUGAUGUCUGUUUCCACUAAUAACAACCAUACCUGAAGUGAACAGAGAAGUUAGCAAUUAAAGCAACAAAAUAGAAUACUCUGUAGCUUUGCAGAGUUCUUCCGACACCAACAUGAUGUUAAUAAUUUGCGUGAUAGGACAAGACUCCUGCUAUCCAUUUUAAAGAGCUAAGAUUAGAUCUAAAAGGUGACAGAAACACAGGUGAAAGGCAGCUUGCAGCAUAUGGCCAUGUCGUAAUUAAAACAUAGAGAUUGGAUGCAUGGCUGCAGUGAAGGAGACAAUGACUAAAGGGAAAUGGAGAGAGAGAGACAGAGAGACGAACAAAGAGACAGACAGAGAGACAGACAGAGCGACAGCGAGACAGAGACAGAGACCGAGAGAGAUAGCAAUUGAGCACUGGCUAAGGGUGCAUUCUAGAGUUGAAUAUUUUCCCAGUAUUUUACAAAUGUUCCAUCCAGAGAAUGAAUCACUUUUCUCCCGAAAAUUCAAGCCUGAUGUUACCUGAGCCUGAUGAGCCAUACAUUAAAGACAUUUUAUGAGCCCAAGCCCAAAUGAUUGUGUCGCUAUCCAAUACAUAUAUGAUAUAUAGGCUACUGCAUUUACGCACGACAGAAAAACAUAAAACCCAUAGGUAACUAGCUAUAUGCUCUCUUGGGUAAAUAAAUGAAACAAGCUCCAGUAGGCUAAUCAUUUUGAGUGUGAACUGUAUUACUGUACCGUAUUGUAUUAUACUGUAUUAUAUGGACUGGAAUUACGCACAUCGUUCAAAACAUGAUAAAAUUGAGAGAACGUGAUUCUGGUGCAGCACAUGCAGCCUACAAAGUUACAAGCAUAGGCUAGCGAAUUUGAUUUUAAUUUUGAAAUAUAAUAGGGCCUAUUUGUAUAAUUAGUAGGCAAACGCGUAUACAGUGCAUUCGAAGGUAUUCAGACCCCUUGAGUUUUUACACAUUUCAGCCUUAUUCUAAAAUUGAUUAAAUUGUUUUUUUCCCCCUCAUCAAUCUACACACAAUACCCCAUAAUGACAAAUCCAAAACAGGCUUUUAUAUUUUCCCUAAUGUUAUUAGCCUACCUCUUCUUUCUCUCUCUAUUGUUGCCUCAUUCCUUCCUCGCUUUCAACAGUUAAAUGAAAUAAGUUCUGCUCUCCUUAUCUUCAUUAUUCUAAUGACAUGCUUGAAUAAUAUAGGAAUAGGACUAGAUGCAGACAGCUUUCACUUCUCUUCACAAAGAUUGAAUGGUUAUGGGUCUGAAUAAAUAACUACUAUAGCCCACCGCCAUCGUGCGUUCGCUCUUCUUUCAAACUACCUGUGAGUUCUAUUGGCUGCUGUAUUUAACAUUCAGAAAACAAGAGCUUGCGUCCCUCUUCGAAUUGUCUAUUGGUAUAAGAAAUGCAAAAAAACGUAUGUCCAGCAAGCUAUUCUAGUCAAGCUUUUCCUGCAGGGACUCCAAGAGCUAAGGAGCGUUUUUUAAGGAGAGAGGCCAGCGGAGCACAGGUGAGUGCGAAUUGCACAAGAGACAGAGGCUAGUUAGAAGCUUAUUAUGCAUAACCCAUCAUUCAUUAUCUAAAUAUAUGGCUAAUACUGCACUGAAUGUAUUACCUGAAAGAGGUAGGCUAGGAUAUAUAUAUACACUACAUGACCAAAAGUAUGUGGACACCUGCUCGUCAAACAUCUCAUUCCAAAAUAAUGGGCAUUAAUAUGGAGUUGGUCCCUCCUUUGCUGCUAUAACAGCCGCCACUCUUCUGGGAAGGCUUUCCACUAGAAGUUGGAACAUUGCUGCAGGGACUUGCCUCCAUUCAGCCACAAAAGCAUUAGUGAGGUCGGGCACUGAUGUUGGGCGAUUAGGCCUGGCUCGAAGUCGGUGUUCCAAUUCAUCCCAAAGGUGUUCGAUGGGGUUGAGGUCAGUGCUCUGUGCAGGCCAAUCAAGUUCUUCCACACUGAUCUCGACAAACCAUUUCUGUAUGGACCUUGCUUUGUGCACAGGGGCAUUGUCAUGUUGAAACAGGAAUGGACCUUCCCCAAACUGUUGCCACAAAGUUGGAAGCACAGAAUCGUCAAGAAUGUCAUUGUAUGCCGUAGCGUUACGAUUUCCUUUCACUGGAACUAAGGGGCCUAGCACGAACCAAUGAAAAACAGCCCCAGACCAUUAUUCCUCCUCCACCAAACUUUACAGUUGGCACUAUGCAUUCGGGCAGGUAGUGUUCUCCUGGCGUCCACCAAACCCAGAUUAGUCCGUCGGACUGCCAGAUGGUGAAGCAUGAUUAAUUACGCCAGAGAACGCAUUUCCACUGCUCUAGAGUCCAAUGGCAGCAAGCUUUACACCAUUCCAGCCGACGCUUGGUGAUUUUAGGCUUCUGUGUGGCCAUGGAAACCCAUUUCAUGAAGCUCCCGACGAACAGUUAUUGUGCUGACGUUGCUUACAGAGGCAGUUUGGAACUCGGUAGUGAGUGUUGCAACCGACGACAUACAAUACGCGCUUCAUCACUCGUCGGUCCCGUUCUGUGAGCAUGUGGGGCCUACCACUUCGCGGCUGAGCCAUUGUUGCUUCUAGAUGUUUCGCAUAUACACUACCAGUCAAAAGUUUAGACACACCUACUCAUUCCAGGGUUUUUCUUCAUUUUUACUAUUUUCUACAUUGUAGAAUAAUAGUGAAGACAUCAAAACUAUGAAAUAACACAUGUGGAAUCAUGUAGUAACCAAACAAGUGUUAAACAAAUCAAAAUAUAUUUGAGAUUUGAGAUUCUUCAAAGUAGUCACCCUUUACCUUGAUGACAACUUUGCACACUCUUGGUAUUCUCUCAACCAGCUUCAUGAGGAAUGCUUUUCCAACAGUCUUGAAGCAGUUCCCACAUAUGCUGAGCACUUGUUGGCUGCUUUUCCUUCACUUUGCGGUCCAACUCAUCCCAAACCAUCUCAGUUGGGUUGAGGUCGGGGGAUUGUGGAGGCCAGGUCAUCUGAUGCAGCACUCCAUCACUCUCCUUGGUCCAAUAGCCCUUACACAGCCUGGAGGUGUGUUUUGGGUCGUUGUCCUGUUGAAAAACAAAUGAUACUACCACUAAGUGCAAACCAGAUGGGAUGGCGUAUUGCUGCAGAAUGCUGUGGUAGCCAUGCUGGUUAAGUGUGCCUUGAAUUCUAAAUGAAUCACUGACAGUGUCACAAGCAAAGCACCCCCACACCAUCACACCUCCUCCUCCAUGCUUCACGGUGGGAACCACACAUGCAGAGAUCAUCCGUUCACCUACUCUGCAUCUCACAAAAAAAAAUCUAAAGUUUGGACAGAUUUAAUGUCCAUUGCUCAUGUUUUCUUGGUCCAAGCAUGUCCCAUUGCUCGUGUUUCUUGGCCCAAACAAGUCUCAUCUUCUUAUUGGUGUCCUUUAGUAGUGGUUUCUUUGCAGCAUUCGACCAUAAAGGCCUGAUUCACGCAGUCUCCUCUGAACAGUUGAUAUUGAGAUGUGUCUGUUACUUGAACUCUGUGAAGCAUUUAUUUGGGCUGCAAUCUGAGGUGCAGUUAACUCUAUUGAACUUAUCCUCUGCAGUAGAGGUAACUCUGGGUCUUCCUUUCCUGUGGUGGUCCUCAUGAGAGGCAGUUUCAUCAUAGCGCUUGAUGGUUUUUCCAACUGCACUUGAAGAAACUUUCAAAGGUCUUGACAUUUUCCAGAUUGACUGAGCUUCAUGUCUUAAAGUAAUGAUUUACCGGUUUCUUGCAGUUAUUCAUUCCAGGAAAAGGGAGUGGUUUUGGGCGGUAAAUCUCGGGAACCAGGUUUUUGCCAUUCAACCCUACUGCAUGCCAGUGCCAUAGCAGGACUGGCACUGGAAAAGCCAAUCCCUCACAAUAUCCUCUAAGGAGACAAGCAAAAAUUUGCCUGGGUUCCCGUCCGCAUCGCUCUGGCCAAAUGCCACGCCCACUAAAGUUUUUUCUCCACAAUAAGUCUGGAUUUGCUCCCUCCCCGGCGACUUCUCGAAUGCAAACACAUUCAAACCAUUUGGGUUGGGCCAGAGCCGGCCUACACAAAUCAUGAAUCACAUAAUUUUGAGUGAUCGAUAGAGCAGCGAAAUUAAAUUCAGGGUGAGUCAUCAGGCAAAUCUAAAAUCCCUGCCCCAAUGAAUAUUUCUCUACAUUUUUUUCUCUCCCUCUAAAGUAUUGCUCUCUCCCUCACUCACUCCCUCACUCCCUCCCUCCCUCCCUCCCUCCCUGAUUAGUUUUUAUUUUAUCAUAUUUCUAUAUUCAGUUCUUACUGUAUUAUUUCUCUGCCCCUUUCCUCUUCAGUCUCAAUCUUUCCCUCAAUCAGAGAUACCGAUGGCUGUUGCCAGGCAUCCUGUCGCCAUGGCAACUCGGGGGCAGAGAGUAACAACACACAGGAGCUGGGAUUUAUUUCUAUAUCUACGCCUCUGUCCUACAGUCGCUCCAUCCUCUAUUAUCAUUCCUCUGUCUUCUACUCCUCCUUUUCUGUGGAUAGUUUGUUGGCACGCAGCCCGCUCAUGAGGAGAGGAUGUUGGCCAAGCAAAUAAAUUAUGUUUGCCAACAUUUUUUGCUACACUGAGUAUUUAAUUACAUGGUCAACUGUAAGAACUUUGUAGAAAAGAGUCUACGCUUAUGCAGGGACCCAUAUUAUCUUCCCGCAGGACAUUCUAUCCUCUUUGUUUCUGGAUGUUUACAUCUUUCGUUAGAAUGCUGGUCAGCCAGAGGUCGACUUCUUCCACUGAAGACAGUGGGAUUUCUUUCAAUACUCUCAAAAGUGUUAAUUUAACACUGGAUCAGUGGGACUCAUAUAUGCUCUGUGAAAGUGUUACAUUUAACACUACAAUAGUUAAAUACACCGUUUGUGAGGCUUCAGCUUUAGCAUCACUGAAUGUAAUCUCGAUAUCUCAGCCCCCCAUGUUGUCCUAUUAUACAAGGCUGCGGUUGGAUUUGCUCAGAUAUUGUGCUCAGCAUGGGUGUGCAAUAACUAUACGCCCCAAAACAAACUAUACGCCCCAAAACAAACUAUACGCCCCAAAACAAAAACCAGGGGCUAUAAGAAUAACAGAAAGCUGAAGGUUGGAUUUGUGCCAGCCAUUAUUUAUAUUUGUAGACUUGGUGUACUGACCUGUACUGCAAGUUUAAAUACAUUUUAAAUGUGAUUAAAAAGCUGGUAAACUUAAAAAGCUGUUACAAAAGCUGGUAAACUCUGCCAUAUGUUGUCCUAUUGGCUGUCAUUCUCAACACUUCAAGAUCAAGACUUAGAACAAAGUGCAUUUUGCAGUGCAGUGUCCUUCUCCACUAAAUGCUGUAAUUUGACUUACAUUGACCUGACAAUCUGAUACAAAUGUUAACAAACUAGCAAAUAACGUAUCAGGUGGUGGGUUUCCUCUUAUUAGCAACUAUUAAAAUAAUAACAACCAUAGAAUCAAAAGAUAAUGACUCAGUGUCAUGGACGUGAUCACAUACACAGUGCUGUGAAAAAGUAUUUGCCUCCUUUCUAAUUUUCUCUACUUUUGCAUAUUGUUGAUACUGAAUGUUUCAGAUCUUCAACCAAAACCUAAUAUUCCAUAAAGGGAACCUGAGUGAACAAAUAACACAACAACUAAAUACUUUUUUCAUUUAUUUAAUCAACAAAGUUAUGCAACACCCAAUGCCCCUGUGUGAAAAAGUUAUUGCCCCCUUACACUCAAUAACUGGUUGUGCUGAGUUAAAGCAGUUCUGCAUGCAAGAGUGGGCUUAAAUUCAUCCACAGCAAUGUAAGAGACUGAUCAACAACUACAGGAAGCAUUUGGUUGCAGUCAUUGCAGCUAAAGGUGACACAACCAGUUAUUGAGUGUAAGGGGGCAAUUACUUUUUCACACAGGGGGAUUGGGUGUUGCAUAACUUUGUUAAUUAAAUAAAUACAGUUUGUAAACUCAGGUUCCCUUUAUCUAAUAUUAGGUUUUGGUUGAAGAUCUGAUAACCUUCAGUAUCAAAAAUAUGCAAAAAUAGAGAAAAUCAGAAAGGGGGAAAAUAAUUUUAAUCGCCCCUGUAUCUUCUCACAAAUCAAGACACAAAAAACGUCAUCCCGUCGCUUGACUACUUAACCUAUAAUAACCCAUGACCUGUAGAUAGAAUGUAAUUGUUUUCUUGUAGGAAAUAAGGAUUUUAUUUAUUUAUCAGAGAACAAUUUAAAACAAACACACAGAAAUACUGUUCAGAGAUCAUUAUUUUAAAAUACUGUGACUGUCACAUGUUAUUGAAAACAUCUCUAUCUAGCCUCUGUUUCCUUGGAGACCAAGGCUGUAUCUCAUUCUGGGAAAGUUACGCCCCUCUCACCUUGUUCUUGCUAUCUUCACUAGCUAGUAUUUGUGCAUAAUCUUUCCUGAUUAACUUAUUAUAAAGAGACAUUGUUGGUAAAACUGCUGGCUUUAUUAAAGGAGGAAAGGAAUGACUAAGCAUAUCAUUUAUUUGUUUAUGUGUAUGCUAUCCCCCUUUUGGGGAACACAUUGUUUGGGAUUAUUUCACCACAAACAUCUACCUGUUUGAAUCAUAUUGGUUUCUGCUGUAAGGCCUCUUUGGAUAAAUCAAUUUUCAUGCCAGAAGAACCUGCAGCUCUUGGGAACUGGAACCUGCGGCUCUUUGUACCCCUGAGGUACAGGUAGAGAAUCCAACAAGCUCUCACAGUCCUACAUCAGAAUUAGACGUUCAACCAUGUUUCCAAAUGUCAAUUUUCGAAGUGUUCGGGUUAAGUUCAGAAAUUAACUCAAAAUUCUUAAGGUUAGGCAUUAACUCUGAAUGGUUAAGGUAAGGGUUAAGGUUUUGGAUAGGCUUAAAACCAAAAAUAUCAAAAACAACUUUCUAUUGCUGGAUUCGAACAUGCACCCUUUGGAAUAAGAGGCAGAUGCAAGACACCCAUCCACCAUCCCCGUCCACAUCUCCUGACAUCCUCAGACAUGGAUGGACAUCGAAUACUGACUUGUAUCACAGGUGACCUGGCUGAGAAUCUCUUAGGUGAAAUGUGUGUGGGUGGUUGAACAGAGACCUUUUGUAACUUCCAUUGAAUGAGAUCCAGGAGUCAACAAGUCAAGCCUUGUUGAACAGUUUCCCUUGAUAUACUGUACUCUAUGAAAUAUGUUUUUUCUUUUCUGAUGUAUUUCAGAUGUAAGUCAGACUAGGCUGAUUGGAAAACAUGUUUUUAAAAAGCUUUGUGUUGCACCUUUUUCCACAGUUCACAUUGGUUGAAACAUUCAACGAAUUGGGUGGAACACUAUACCAAAACAAAUAUGCUAAAAGAAACUAAACUCUAGAAAGUUCACCUUGUCCUUCACAACCAGUGCUUGCUGCUGAGGCUUUGAUUAAAUCAAAUCCUAAAGUAUUGAGCAGCAUACUAAAAUAUCGUAUUAUUAAUUGCUCCAAAGAGAGACCGUCAUUAGAUAAGAAUAUGUCAUGUCUUAUCAAGAAGUGGGUGGAUUUGAUCUCCCGCUGUGUAAUCGAGCAGGAGACUGCAGAGAAUCUCUGACCUGUCUCACUUUUCUCUCUCUCUUUAUCUCUCUCCCCAACCCUUCUUUCUCUUUCCCUUUUUCCACAUUUUGUUACGUUACAGCCUUAUUCUAAAAUGGAUUGAAUAAAAAAAAUCUUCAUCAAUCUACACACAAUACCCCAUAAUAACAAAGCAAAAACAGGCUUUUAGAAUUUUUUUAAUAAAAAACUGAAAUACCUUAUUUACACAGAUAUAUUCAGACCCUUUGCUAUAAGACUCGAAAUUGAGCUCAGGUGCAUCCUGUUUCUAUUGAUCAUCAAUGAGAUGUUUCUACAACUUGAUUGGAGUCCACCUGUGGUAAAUUCAUUGAUUGGACAUGAUUUGGAAAGGCACAGACCUGUCUAUAUAAGGUCCCACAGUCAGAGCAAAAACCAAGCCAUGAGGUCGAAGGAAUUGUCCGUAGAGCUCCGAGACAGGAUUGUGUUGAGGCACAGAUCUGGGGAAGGGAACUAAAAAAUAUCUGCAGCAUUGAAGGUCCCCAAGAACAUAGUGAGCCCCAUCAUUCUUAAAUGGAAGACGUUUGGAACCACCAAGACUCUUCCUAGAGCUGGCCGCCCAGCCAAACUGAGCAAUCGGGGGUGAAGGGCCUUGGUCAGGGAGGUGACCAAGAACCCGAUGGUCACUCCAGAGUUCCUCUGUGGAGAUGGGAGAACCUUCCAGAAGCACAACCAUCUCUGCAUCAUUCCACCAAUCAGACCUUUAUUGUAGAGUGUCCAGACGAAAACCAUGAAAAAAAAGAUUAUCUGGUCUGAUGAAACCAAGAUUGAACUCUUUGGCCUGAAUGCCAAGCGUCACAUCUGGAGGAAACCUGGCACCAUCCCUACGGUGAAGCAUGGUGGUGGCAGCAUCAUGCUGUGGGGAUGUUUUUCAGUGGCAGGGACUGGGAGGCUAGUCAGGAUAGAGGGAAAGAUGAACGGAGCAAAGUACAGAGAGAUCCUUGAUAAAAAUCUACUCCAGAGUGCUCAUGACCUCAGACUGGGGCAAAGGUUCACCUUCCAACAGGACAACGACCGUAAGCACACAGCCAAUACAACGCAGGAGUGGCUUCGGGACAAGUCUCUGAAUGUCCUUGAGUUGACCAGCCAGAGGCCGGACUUGAACCCAAUCUAACAUAUCUGGAGAGACCUGAAAAUAGCUGUGCAGCGAUGCUCUCCAUCCAACCUGACAGAGCUUGAGAGGAUCUGCAGAGAAGAAUGGGAGAAGCUCCCCAAAUACAGGUGUGCCAAGCAUGUAGUGUCAUACCCAAGAAGACUCAAGGCUGUAAAUGUGAUAUUUCAGUUUUUUUCCAAAUCAUGUCAAAUCAAUUGAACUUACCACAAGUGGAGAAACAUCUCAAGGAUGAUCAAUGGAAAAUGUGCAAACAAUCUGUUUUUGCUUUGUCAUCAUGGGGUAUUGUGUAUAGAUUGAUGAGGGAAAAAAUAUAUUGAAUACAUUUUAGGAUAAGGCUGUAAUGUAACAAAAUGUGGAAAAAGUCAAGGGGUCUGAAUACUUUCCGAAUGCACUGUAUAUACGCUGAGUAUACAAAACAUUCAGAACACCUGCGCUUUCCAUGACAUAGACUGACCAGGUGAUUCCAGGUGAAAGCUAUGAUCCCUUAUUGAUGUAACUUGUUAAAUCCACUUCAAUCAGUGUAGAUGAAGGGGAGGAGACAGGUUAAAGAAGGAUUUUUAAGCCUUGAGACAAUUGAGACAUGGUGUAUGUGUGCCAAAGUGCCUUUGAAUGGUGUAUGGUAUUAGGUGCCAGGCGCACCGGUUUGUGUCAAGAACUGCAACGCUGCUGGGUUUUUCACGCUCAACAGUUUCCCGUGUGUAUCAAGAAUGGUCCACCACCCAAAAGACAUCCAGCCAACUUCACACAACUGUGAGAAGCAUUGGAGUCAACAUGGGCCAGCAUCCCUGUGGAAUGCUUUCGACACCUUGUAGUCCAUGUCCCGACAAAUUGAGGCUGUUCUGAGGGCUAAAGGGGGUGCAACUCAAUAUUAGGAAGGUGUUCCUAAUGUUUUGUAGACUAAGUGUAUAUCAGCUUCUCAAUAUAUAUUCCUAUCUCUUUCUUUCCCUCUCUCUCCCCCCUCAUCUCUCUCUGUCUUUCUUCCAGGCGUCUGAGCUGGGCAUGCUGUCCGUCUACUACACCUACAUCUUCACCUCGCUGGUAAGGAGAUGGGGUCUGCUGCUGCUACUUGCUAAUGGAAAUUGA
This is a messenger RNA of Coregonus sp. 'balchen', 21838 nucleotides long. The record is from the annotation of a GenBank genome assembly. NCBI's taxonomy places the organism in Eukaryota, Metazoa, Chordata, Actinopteri, Salmoniformes, Salmonidae.